Labrus bergylta (ballan wrasse) is the source of this 1374-nucleotide messenger RNA. It is a transcript of the gene hes6, whose product is annotated as hes family bHLH transcription factor 6. Gene Ontology annotation, biological process: regulation of neurogenesis; regulation of transcription by RNA polymerase II; anterior/posterior pattern specification. Gene Ontology annotation, molecular function: protein dimerization activity; DNA-binding transcription factor activity, RNA polymerase II-specific; RNA polymerase II cis-regulatory region sequence-specific DNA binding. Gene Ontology annotation, cellular component: nucleus. The record is from RefSeq and is a predicted model, not a curated record. Lineage: Eukaryota; Metazoa; Chordata; Actinopteri; Labriformes; Labridae.
GCGAACAUGUUCUUAACACUAUCAUCCGGAAAUGUAGGGAUGUUCCCAACUCAGUAAGCAUUGUCACUGUAAUAAAGUAAGCACAGAGCACAUGCCCCCUCGGAGCUGCAUUCAGGAGCCCGGCCCCUCUUGCAAGCUUUGUUGACCGCUGUGAUCGCCCGGCCAUCUGUCCCAUUGAUAAGCUGUAACGGCUCUUUGGACGACUCUCCAGUGGGUUUGUGGCAGCGCCUGGGUUAAACUUCAACAACAUGGCCCCCAUCCGUAACACCACAAACGGAAUGGACAGAGGUGAAAACUGCAGUGGAGUCAAAUCUGACAGAAAGAUGAGGAAACCCCUGGUCGAGAAGAAAAGGAGAGCUCGCAUCAAUGAAAGUUUACAAGAACUCAGAGUUCUCAUCGCUGAAGCAGACUUACAAUCAAAGAUGGAGAAUGCCGAAGUGCUGGAGAUGACAGUCAAACGAGUGGAGAACAUCUUGCAGAAUCGGGCUCAAGAAGUAGACGCUGUGAACCGGGAGGCAUGUGAACGGUUUGCAGCUGGCUACAUCCAGUGUAUGCAUGACGUGCACACGUUUGUGUCCAGUUGUCCCGGAAUAGACACGACAAUUGCCGCGGAGCUGUUGAACCACCUCCUGGAGAGCAUGCCACUGAACGACGAAGACCGCCUCCGGGUGAUGCUACCGGAUACGGUGGCGGAGUGCCCCGGUAGUAACGGCACUUGGGCCGUGUCUGAGAGCAUGUACACGGCUCUGGUGUCCCCAGCUCCCUCCACCACCUCCAGUGAUGACCUCUGCUCAGACCUGGAUGAGACGGACUCAGAGCAAAGUCAUGUUUCUUCUUCAGAAGAGGCCGACAACCAGGAUGUGUUGAGCCUGCCUCCACUCAUUUACUCCAAGUCUAUGUGGAGGCCAUGGUAGAUCAUUUGUUUUAAACCAUGUUUUAAACUACAGAAGAGGAUUCAGUGCUUUGUUGUAGCAUGUUGUUGGGUAUAGGUCAGGUCACACAGGAGAGAAAUACUGCUGGGAUGACAUUUGAGGUUUUGUGCAAGCCACAUGAGAAGCUCUUUGUUUAAUUAUUGGGAAACUACAGUUAUCUUUUAAGUGUAAUUAAUAAAUAAUCCUAUCUUAUUAGAUACGUGGGGUUAAUUUGGAAGUGCAUUGGUCAUGUAAGGGUCUGCCUUCAGUGGGGGGUGAAUGCAUAUGUAAAUAUUUCCUUGUUGACUGUGCUGUAUAGAAGAUUGCUAUCUUGUUAGAAGUUCACUGUUAGUUGUUUGUAAAUUAUUUUAAAUGUAGGAAGUUUUUAACUUUGUAUUUAUUAGUGACUGUUUGAAGGCUAACACACCUGAUAAAUUUCAAUAAAUAUCUUCUCAACAAGUGA